AUGGACUGUUGCUGUAUUUGUAGAUUGUCUGGCUGUAUGGUGACAGAGGAAGGCUGUGGUUAUGUGUCUUCAGCUCUGAGUUCGAACCCAUCACACCUGAGAGAACUGGAUCUGAGCUAUAAUCACCCCGGAGAUUCAGGAGUCAAGCUGCUCUCUGAAAAACUGGAGGACUCAAACUGCUCAUUGGACAAACUGAAUGUGGAUCAUGGAGGAGAAUCCAGGAUUACAGCAGGACUAAAGAAAUAUGGCUGUUUUCUCACACUGGAUCCAAACACAGCAAACACUCGUCUCAGUCUGUCUGAGGAGAACAGAAAGGUGACACUUGUGGAAGAGAAACAGUCGUAUCCUGAUCAUCCAGACAGAUUUGAUCGUGUGCUUCAGGUGUUGUGUAGAGAGAGUGUGUGUGGACGCUGUUACUGGGAAACUGAGUGGAGUGGUGUUGUGUUUAUAUCAGUGUCAUAUAAGAGCAUCAGCAGGAAGAGAGGUGUUGAGUGUGUGUUUGGACGUAAUGAUCAGUCCUGGAGUUUGAUCUGCCGUCCCUCCAGUUACUCAUUCAGACACAAUAACAUAAAGACUCGUCUCCCUGUGAGGCCCAUCAUCAUCAGUAGAAUAGGAGUGUAUGAUGAUGAUAUCAGUAGAAUAGGAGUGUUUGUGGAUCACAGUGCAGGAACUCUGUCCUUCUAUAGCGUCUCUGACACAAUGAGCCUCAUCCACACAGUCCAGACCACAUUCACUCAGACGCUCUAUCCUGGGUUUGGGGUUUAUUAUGAAUCAUCAGUGAAACUGUGUUAAAGAAUCAGAGACUGAGGAGAGAUUCUACCCAUAAUGCUUUGAGCUGCAUGAUAAAUCAGUGACAGUGAGAUGUUAUAGUCUCUUCAUGACAUUAAUACUGCAGCUCAACUUCUGACACUGAAAUAACAGUCAGAAUAAAUGUGUCAGAAAUCCUCAUAUAUGGCGCUUGUCCACUGCGUGGUACGACUCGGUUUGCGUUUCCACUGCAAGUUCAGUGACGCAGGUAGUG
Molecule: messenger RNA, 1021 nt
Organism: Sinocyclocheilus grahami
Lineage: Eukaryota; Metazoa; Chordata; Actinopteri; Cypriniformes; Cyprinidae
Product: stonustoxin subunit beta-like
Exons: 3
Coding region: 1-792 (263 amino acids)
Molecular function (GO): protein binding
Source: RefSeq, a predicted model, not a curated record